Messenger RNA from Lactuca saligna, 1101 nucleotides. Lineage: Eukaryota; Viridiplantae; Streptophyta; Magnoliopsida; Asterales; Asteraceae. The record is from the annotation of a GenBank genome assembly.
UGCACAUAUGAUGAUGCAAUAUAGCCAUGUAGUUUCUUUGUUUUUUUUCCUUCUACAUGCAGUGAAUUUCUUCGUACUUGUGGUUAUUUUUUCUUCCCGUUUUGAUUCUACAUUACCUUGCAUUUUAGAAUUUUCUUCAUUCCUUAUGAUGAUGCAAUAUAGGUAAUGGACACUAUCAAUGUUCAUGAUGUGGAUAUUGAUACACCCAAAAUGAAAGCUCCAAAUAGGUUUCAUUGGGAUCCUCAUACAUUCAAGAUAUUUCUUGAGGAAUGUAUGACUGAGCUAAAUAACGGGAAUAGGACAGGUACUUAUUUCAAACAAGCAGCGUGCCAAAAUAUAUGUAAGAGGCUUUUGGAACGAACGGGUAAAGAGUUGGAUAGAAAUCAAAUGAAAAACAAAUGGGACAUAAUACCGAAAGAGUUCAAAUAUUAUGACCGUUUAACAAGACUAGAAACGGGAAUUUCCACUGAUCCCACGAAAAAUAUAAUCUCAGCAUCAAAGGAAUGGUGGGAUGAUAAAAUAAAGGAAGAUAAAGAGUAUGCUAAGUUUAAGGAUAAGAAUUUGGAGGUGUAUCAGACAUAUUAUGAGGCUUUUUUUCGGGAUACUGUAGCUGUUGGAGACAAGGCUAAGGUACCUUGUGAAAUUGGCACCGGUAGCACUCCGGUUGAUGUACCGUAUGUGGAUAUUACGGAUGAAAAAAUGGAUACUGACGGAAUCAGCUUAUUUGAAGAUGUUGAUCCUUUUCUCACAUAUGAUAGUUCUAGUAUGAAAAGGAAGGGAAAGAAGUUAACUCCCAGGCGUGACAACAAAAGAAAAUUUGAAGGGAAUAAUGAAGGAAAAACGAAGGGAAAAGUAUGGCAAACUCGUCAUAUGAAGAGAAACUAGACACUAUUUUUGAUGUUUUGUUAACAAGGAGCACUCAACCCUCUAGACAAACCAUAGAGUCACCCACAACAAAAGAUUGCAUGGCAAUUGUCUCUACUUUCCCGGGUUUUGAAGAAGGGUCAAUAGGAUAUUUAGAAGCGUUAGAGGUCUUUUUAAAGAAACCAGCUCGUCAGAAUUUUAUGGUUCCAAAAACUAAUGAAACAAAGAUGGAGUUUC